Perca flavescens (yellow perch) is the source of this 5757-nucleotide messenger RNA. RefSeq names its product ubiquitin-conjugating enzyme E2R 2 (gene ube2r2). The record is from RefSeq and is a predicted model, not a curated record. Bases 617 to 1399 code for a protein of 260 amino acids. The transcript has 6 exons. NCBI's taxonomy places the organism in Eukaryota, Metazoa, Chordata, Actinopteri, Perciformes, Percidae.
UUACGUUCUGUAGACACGCGCAAUGAUAGCCGGAAGCACCGAUCUGAGGAAAAUAAAAAUCGAUGAAAUCCACUGUAUUUCGCGAGUAUAAACCUCUCACUUACUGUCCUUUUCGCGACCGUAGGCUCGAAUUGAUCUGCCCUUUUCACCGUCACUGUGCCUGUGGCGAAGGUAGAGAGCAGGAAAGCUGCUCCAUUUGAACGAAGUUGCUCGGUAGGGGUUUAGCUGACGUGUGGAGAAGUUGAGACUGCCAGAGAGCAGAUAAACAAACAUAAACAAGCAGGGACCAGCUGAGCGCCUGUCCGAACCGAACCAGCGGCACGGAGAGAUGUCAGGGAGAGCGAGUUUCCUCUUUCUAACCCAAGAAUGAUCCACAGGAGACCGUGACUUACACUGAUACUAGCUCCAUGUCAACUGUCAACACUGGCACACAAAGAAUUUCGGAAACAAAACACGAGGACCAGCCAUAGGCUUUAGCAGAAAAGCCAUUGCUCCUGUCACUGUCUCUUUGUCAAGACAGGCUAGCAUGGACAACCAAUAAGUUUACCUUCCAGUUUUCAGCUGUGACGAAACGAAUACAUAUUACAGUGCCAGGAGACAGAGAAGUGGGAUUAACAUGGCCCACCAGGCAACCCCUAGUUCCCAGAAGGCCCUGAUGAUGGAGCUGAAGUCUCUGCAGGAGCAGCCGGUGGAGGGCUUCCGCAUCACUCUGGUGGAGGAGUCUGACCUCUACAACUGGGAAGUGGCCAUCUUCGGGCCCCCUAACACCCUGUAUGAGGGAGGCUACUUUAAGGCUCACAUCAAGUUCCCAGUUGACUACCCUUACUCCCCGCCAACCUUCCGCUUUCUCACAAAGAUGUGGCACCCCAACAUCUACGAGAACGGAGAUGUGUGCAUCUCCAUCCUGCACCCUCCUGUCGAUGACCCUCAGAGCGGGGAGCUCCCCUCUGAACGGUGGAACCCCACCCAGAACGUCAGGACAAUCCUGCUUAGUGUGAUCUCUCUGCUUAAUGAGCCCAACACCUUCUCCCCGGCUAACGUGGACGCGUCUGUCAUGUUUCGCAAAUGGAGGGACAGCAAAGGCAAGGACAAGGAGUAUGCAGAGAUUAUCAGGAAGCAGGUGAUGUCAACAGCAGCCGAGGCUGAGCGCGAUGGAGUCAAGGUGCCGACCACGUUGGCCGAGUACUGCGUCCAGACCAGGGUUCCCUCCCAGGACAGCAGUUCAGACCUUCUCUAUGACGACCUGUACGACGACGACAUGGAAGAGGAGGACGAGGAGGAAGACGAGAGCGAUAUGGAGUCUGUAGGUGAAGCCGGGGGGAUCAGCCCCACGGAGGACGGCGGGACGUCCACCAGACGUUACGACAACCAAGACGACUCUGGCAACGAAGACUCAUGAUGAUCUGGAUGAUAACUCCUCCCUGCCAACUCCCCCAACCACCCUCCUUCUUUUAUGUGUUACGUUCCGAUUUUGUGUGUGUGUCUGUGUGUGUGGGUGUCUGUUGGUGUGUGUAUGUGUGUUGGAGUGUGUAUGUGUGUGUGGGUGUCUGUGUCUGUGUGUGUAUGUGCGUUUGCACAUACAGUGGGGUCAACAGUCAACUGCCAAAAUAAACGUUUCAUCAUUUAUUAAACUAAUACAAUGAUUGGUCACAAUAGUAGUUGUAGUCAAAUAAUGUUACAUAGUUUUUCAGAAAAGGUUUGUUGGUACUGUUUUCACUCAAGUCAGAAUUUGGUGUUUCCACCGUUUGCCUUAAUUACAGCUUGCACUCUGUCUGGCAUCAGAUGUUUCGCAGAGUUUGAGAAUUGAAAUGAUUCCAGCACUGUUUGAGAGCACCACCAAGUGUUUUUGAUGUUGCAUUUUCAGCCUUUAUUUUGACAGGAAAGCUGAAGACAUGAAAGGGGAGAGAGGGAGGAAUGACAUGCAGCAAAGGGCCACAGGUCGGAGUCGAACCCGGGCCCCCUGCGUCGAGGAGUAAACCUCUAUAUGUGGGCGCCCGCUUUACCAACCGAGCUAUACAGGCGCCCUGUUUUUUUAUUUAAAUGUUGCCGUUGAGGAUGCGGAAAUGACAAUGACGGCAUGCCUCUGCGGAAUAGAGCGGUAUUACUCUACGGCCUCUACAGUUCAUCCCACUUUACGGUGUGAUUAAUCACCUGCGAGUUACCGACUCCAGACGAAGCAAAACAUCCCCACAAGUGAUUAUUUAUAAAAGUAGUUUUUCGGCCCUGUUGCAUCACUCUUUUAUGCAACCAAAUCCUCACGUAUGUACUGUUAGUUGUUUGGUUGCAACUAUAAAGUUGAAUUUUAGUCAUCAACAAUGAAAUUUCAGUUCCAUCCAUGCCAAACCAUUAGACUUGUUUUGCCAUUAAAGAAGUGGUUUGGUAACUGCUACAGUUUGUUGGUCUUUUGACUGUAAUUUUGGUCAGCUUGAGUAGGACUUUGUUUGAUGCGUUGGCUUUUUGUCUUGGAUGCAGAUGCAUAAAGAUGAUAAUUUAAAACCACAGUGCCAUCUCUAGUUCUGUCUUGUCCUUGUAUGAGAUGAGAGUAGUCCCGCAUUGCCAGACCUAUGUCCACAGUGCUGUGUCAGCGCUGGAGUCUGGUCUGGCUGCACAAGUUAACGUUCUGGGAUAGGGCAAAAAACACUCUGGCUUGUCUGUAUUUCUUUAAACCAAUCACAAUCUUCCUGGGUGGCGCUAAGCCCCAGAUGCAGCGAAUAUGCCCUUGCAAAAUAAAUAGUGGAAGAGGAUGAGUAUGCCUGAUAUUUCCGGUGCGUCAGGCUUUGUACGCACAGUGGACAUCCGGUAAACCAGACUAGGAUGAGAAUAACUCAAUCUUGUGAAAAUCUUUCCAGCUUUUUAUCAUGAUUAAGCAUAAACCGUAGUAACGGGUCAUUAGUUAUUAAAAUACCAUAAUAAUGAACAUUGUGUAGGAUACAUGUGUAACACUUGCGUACAUGGUGAGACAAACAUUUUUGAAUCUUCCUCUCACAUAUGCCAGUAUUUGAAUUACUUAACAAGCAUUUCCCAAAGAUAAAUAUCACAUAUCACUUCUAAACAACCGUCUGCAAAGUAAACAAAUUGUCUUAGUUUUUGAUAAAUGAUGAAAACAAACUGUCCUUGUGGUGGUCUCUUGAACCCCACUGUAGCUGGCCGGCUCUUUGUCAGGCUAGUCCAUGUCACAUUGUCCGGUUUUGUUUUCAAAGAUUGUCUCUAUCCAAUGUGUCUUUACGUGUUGCUGUUUUUAAUGUACUUUUUGUUGUUGUUUUCGUUUAGUUCUGUUUAGGCAUUCUGUCCUCCCUGACUUGUCCUUUGUAUUUUCUGGGAGGGCUCAGACAGUCUGGCUGAUGGACACAUGCUGUUUGGCUCAUUAACCAGCCGAUGAGCUGGCCAGCUUCUCCUGUCACUGUCCAUCAGUGUGCCCCCGUGGCAGAAUGUCUCUGUCCCUCUCACGCCUGUCUGUUCGACUGAUCAGUCAACUUUAACUUGCGAACACAGGCUUGACUGUGGCUCCACCCUCUUGGACCCACCUUCAGUAGUGUCCAUCGCAGCCGCUCCCUCAUGAUCCCUCCAAGCAACGCCAUUUGGUUAGGGGGUGGACAAGGUUCAAACCUUUUCUCACGUCGACUCCUACGCCUCUCUCUGCCUCUUAAACCUCAGGGCCUCGAUAGACUUUCACUGAGAGAGAAAAAAAAACAGUCCAAGAGAAACUUCACACACGCAAACUGAUCCUCACCUCCACCUCCUUUUCUUACUUUCUGCAUCACUGGGUGGUUCUAUAGGGCAGAGAGAGUGAACUGAAAGUCUCCAAACCCACCGCCAGCGUGUGAGUGUUGCUGUUGGUCCUGAUUAAGUUGUUUUCUUCCUGGUAGGCUGGAGUCACAUUUUAAAAAUCAAAAUGUCACCUGUAGGGACAUUCUCCUCGAGACACAUUAUGUUUGCGAUAGAUGUGAAAAUGUUACGUUUUUGCGCCGUAACUCGAUUUAAGCUUAAAUGCGAUUUAGUGAAAAUGUGGACGUUGUUCCUGUGCUACACCACAUCCAGACUGUUUAUCGACAGAGACAAAAAUCAACAUGCAGCUUAGCUUACGCAUUUGAAUGAAUUUGACACUUGAUUGCCUGUUAUCUGUGUGUUUGUGUGUGGAUAUUUACAUUUACUCUUCAUCUUUUGACUACAAUGUCAGGGUUCUCUUGUUCCUGUCUCUGUGGAACAGGUGCAGACUUCUGUCACUACUACAGUACGUUUGCCCAAAUGACCUUUUGGACUUUGUCCAGUUGAGAAAAGAUUGUGUGUUUGCACAGCGUUCUAAUGCUGUUUUGGUGAGGCCCGAACUGGCUGAGGAUUUGACUGAUUUAAAAAAUAAUAAGAAGAAAUCUGAGUGUUGAACUUUUGGACACACUGAACAGCAUUAUGUGGCAAAUAUUACUUGUAUGGCAUCAAUUAAGCCACACAUUGUGUUUUUAUCGUUGUGGGUUAUAAUCUGUUGCCCUUUUUUUUAACACAACAGAGCACUGCGCAAACCGUGGAUGGAUUUUUAUGCCAAGGAAACCAAGUACAGCCCCACAAGCGUUCAUUUUAAAUACUGUGGAGCUAUGGAUGCAUGUGGUGGAUUUAACGCUGUUUGAAUAAACUCUUAAAGAGAUACAUUUUGGAUUUUAAUGUGAAGCCAAAGGAGUGAAACAUUUCCUGCUGGCCCUGUGCUGUCGAGGCUCCCAGAGACUGGAUUCUGUUGAGGAAGGGGGUCUUUAAUGGAUUUGAUAUCAAGGCACAACAGGAAGGGGAUUAUUGUCUGAAAUUCUGAAGUUUUCUUGAUUUGUUCCCCAUUUUUUUGCCCACCCGUCACCAUACAGAGAAUAAGAUAAAUCCUAGUAAUGUGUACCAAUGUCAGGUGUAUCUGUUAAAGGAUUAGUUUGACAUAUUGGGAGAUAUGCUAAUUUGCUUUGUGGCUGAGAUGAGAAGAUCUUUACCAGUCUAACACAUGAGAAGUGGUAUCAAUCUUAUCAUCUAACUCUAGGUAAGAAAGCAAAUGUAAGCAUAUUUUCCAAAAUGUCGAACAAGUGCUUUCAUUUACAAAAUUGCCUUCCAUCACAAAUUUAGAAAUCAAUCAAAUUAUUGUUUCUGUGGCAUAGUGUAGCCCUUAUGAUAGCAAUUCAAUGAUCAGUUUAGACCUCUUUAAUCUUAAAAUCCUCCAUUUUUGUACUUAAAUGUAUGCCUUGUUUUUUUUAUAUAAUGAGGGCAGGUGGAGAAAAGCUAUGGAGGCCUUUUGAGGGGAGAGAGCAACCAACAAUUAUCUCUGACGGAUGACAAUAAUUCCCAAACUCAACCUAAGAAAUGACAAACUAAAACAGACUGCAGUCUAAGAUGUUGAGAUGUUAUUCCAUACACAGUGUUACAUACAAAGGCCCUCACACGGUCACACCCUCAAUGGACUGACCUGAGUGUGUCCACACCCAUUGAUGCUAAUGCUGCCGGGUUUUUCUUUGAUUUUAUGUCAUUUUCUUUCCUCAUCAUUUUGUGUUUGUGAGGAUGCGAAUGUCACUCAUAAAGUUUCUAUUGUAAAAAUUAAAUAAAUAGAGUGUUGGGUUUGUUUGCAAUAUAGCUUUGAUAUCUGUUGCUAAGCCCACGUCAUGGAAAACAGACAACACAGCAAGCUGGUUUUUGGAGUAGAAUUAGGAGUGAUAUGCAAAUGGAGGCAUACAGUUAUUGUGGUGGAGUUGGAAAAUCAUUCAAAAUAAAACAGUAUGUCAUUGAAGCCCAUUGAAA